CUGUCUGAGUGGAAAAAUACAGCAGGGAAGUGGCAUUAGAUCGGAUCUUUGUCACAGCCAAACCUUUUUUUUUCUAAUGCGUAACGUGCAGGUCAGUCCGGCAAUAAUUGGGUCAGAGGAGUUAAAGCAAACCACGGUUACUUUGUUUCUCACUUUGGCUCUGUUCAUGACAUGUUUACUGUGUAGAGCUCUUGCGGUGUAAGCGGCUGAGAGGAAUACUGAUCAGUUUUCUGGGGCUGGAAAGGGGCUCUUGGGGGCGGGAGUUUGGUGAUGGAGAGCAUGCCGAGGGAAUUUCUUAAAGGAAGCAGCCUAGACGUACCCGGGCAAGAAAAAGGUCUCAUGAAGAAGACUCAGUUGCUGGACCGCGGCCAGUGGGCGAGCAAGUUGGAGUUUCUGCUGGCUGUAGCAGGAACAUUGGUUGGCCUGGGAAACCUUUGGAGGUUCCCCUACUUGUGCUACAAAAAUGGGGGAGGUGCAUUUCUGAUUCCCUACGUCCUGUUUCUGCUUGCUUGUGGCAUCCCAAUGUUCCUCCUGGAAACAGCCAUGGGACAGUUCACAUCUCAGGGAUGUAUUACCUGCUGGAGGCACUUCUGCCCCUUGUUUGAAGGUAUUGGAUAUGCAACCCAGAUAGUGAUUGCAUAUGCUGCUGUUUCAUACAUUGUGAUCCAGGCAUGGGCUUUCUUCUACCUCUUUUCAUCCUUCAGUGCUGAGAUUCCAUGGGCUAGCUGCAGGAAUUCCUGGAAUACAGAGUCUUGUUUUGAAUUUGAUAAAGCAAAUGCGUCAUUCAACUGGACAGCAGCUGCAAACGCAACAACACAGGCAACAACACCGGCAACAGAAUUCUGGGAGAGAAGAGUACUGGGUAUAUCUCAAGGGAUUGAGGAGAUUGGUAGCCUGAGGUGGGAUUUGGCCUUGUGUCUCUUACUGGCAUGGAUCAUUUGUUACUUCUGUGUUUGGAAAGGAGUGAAGUCCACUGGAAAGGUAGUUUACUUUACGGCCACUUUUCCCUACGUGAUGUUGGUGGUUCUGUUAGCUCGUGGACUCACUUUACCAGGAGCCAUAAACGGCUUAGCUUUUUACCUGUAUCCUGACCCCACAAGGUUGGUGGACCCUCAAGUUUGGAUGGACGCGGGUGCACAAGUUCUUUUCUCCUUUGGGAUUUGUCAGGGGAGUUUGACGGCUCUGGGCAGUUACAAUAAGUAUAACAAUGAUUGUUACAAAGACACAUUUGUUCUGUGUUUGGUUAACGGAGGAUCCAGUUUUGUUGCAGGGUUUGCAAUCUUUUCUGUUCUGGGAUAUAUGUCCUACGAACAAGGACUGCCAAUAUCAGAAGUGGCAGCUUCUGGACCUGGCUUGGCAUUUAUUGCCUAUCCGCGCGCAGUAGCCAUGAUGCCUUUACCUCAAUUAUGGGCUAUAUGUUUCUUCAUCAUGGUCAUCUUGUUGGGGGCAGAUACACAGUUUGUGAGUUUGGAGUGUUUGAUGACCUCAGUGACAGAUAUGUUCCCCAAUGUGUUUCGAAGAGCUUAUCGUCGAGAAUUGCUGCUGCUCUGCCUCUGCUCUGUUUGCUUUUUUCUCGGCCUCCUCCUCGUCACCGAGGGCGGUUUGUAUUUCCUUCAACUCUUUGAUCAUUAUGUGUGUAGUGGAAACAAUCUUCUCCUUCUUUCUGUGUGUCAGUCGAUAGCGAUUGGAUGGAUAUAUGGUGCUGAUCGUCUUUAUGACAACAUUGAAGACAUGAUAGGUUAUCGUCCCUGGCCUCUAAUGAAGCAUUGCUGGCUUUACGUUACCCCUACAGUGUGUCUAGGUACUUUUGUCUUUUCAAUUGUGAGAUACAAGCCUCUCAAGUUCAACAAAACCUACGUCUAUCCGACCUGGGCGUACGCUUUGGGCUGGUUUCUUGGACUGUUCUGUGUUCUUCUGGUUCCUCUGUGGAUCAUCUUUAAAGUUACUACAAUGAAAGGGACAAUUUGGCAGAACCUCAGGCAGCUUUGCGUCCCGCAGAGCUUGACGCACAGAAAAGCAAAGCAGCCCGAGCAGUGCCCUUUAAACCCAGACAUAACUCUUACUCCUGUUGCCAACGAAUACAAGGGAAGAGGUGGAGCUGAGAUGGAGAUGCAAGUCUGAAAACCAUAACAUUUUUACAAAUUUUUCAGAUGUGAUGUUUUUAUUUUAUUUUAAACUCAAGGUUUUGUAAAGGAAAUACUGAUAAGAUCAUUAAUUCCGAAGACUUCUAGCAGGGUUCAGAGGCAUGUACUACGAAGCAGGUCGAGUUUUGAGAGACCGUGUAGACUAGUGACUAGCGAGGUAACUUUAUUCCCCGCUACAUUUUUUGUCUUGCUAGCAGCAAACAGUUUCAAAUCAUUCCAGUGUUUGGUUGCCACAAACACUGCCACAAUUUCAGCUGAUUGAUAGAAUUCAUAAUUGUAACUGUGUUGAGAUGUACUUUUAAUAAUGUGGCAAUAAUAUUGAUAAGCCUAUUAAUGUAGGCAGCUAGAAAAAUUUUUUUCUAAAUUUUCUUCUGCAUCUAUGCUGAAUCUGUCUUACACUGCCUGGUCAAAAAAGAAAAAAAGGAAGAAAGAAAAGCAACCACCCAUAUUUAACCCGUAAGCUGGUAAGAGGAUGAUGGUGAACCAUCAUCUUGGGAAAAAGGAUGAAAUUUUUUCAUCUUGGGAAAAAAAGUUUUAUGAAGCUAACAGCAUUUCCACAUUGUUAAGACAGUACAAGUUGUGUAGCCUUAGGAAAACUACUUAUCAGUGGUCAGCUGACUACCGCUGAUGUACUGAAUUGCCAUCAAUGUGUUUUUUUUUUUCUUUCAUGAUUCUGAGAAGACAAAUCGAGGAUUCAGCAACUCUGAAAGAUUAGAUUAGAUGAAACUUUAUUAAUCCCUCGGGUGGGUUCCUCCGGGAAAUUCAGUUUCCAGUAGCGCAGCACCGACAGAAGUUGCAUGUUACAGAUACAAUAAAGGGGAAUGAGAGUAAGGAUAUAAGCAUAAAUAUACCAUAUAUACACAUAUAUAAAUACAGAAUAUAUAAUAUGGAUAAAUAGGAAUACCAGUGGAUUGCACAUUUGAGUGAGUUUAUUGCACAGUGAUUAUUGCACAGUCAAGUAUAAGAAAAAAUAUUGCAAAUAUUGCACAGAGUUGUUUGUGGAACACGAGACAACAUUUUCACACAUGAAUCAGCUGACACAAUACAAGAUCUUAGUGAAAGAUUUGUGCAAUUCUUGCUUAAGAUUAUGAAACGAUACCAUGGUAAUUUGCAUUGUCAUCAAAAUUUGAAGGUAUUCUAAUAAAACAUUUGAGUCUGCUACUUGUUUUUUUGACUUGGCAGUGUAAAAUUUUUAAUGGCCUUUUUUAUUGUUGUUGUUGUUGUUGUUGAAAGUGUUACUUGCUCCCUUUGAAAGAAAUAUAUGAAUAUAAUAUUCUUGUGCCAAAAGUUCCCAUUCGAUAUGAAGGCAACUCAACACUGAGUUGACUCGCCAACAUCUCAGUUGCCUUCGUAGUGUCAUAUACCACAAACACCACUCAUGAUGAGUUUGGGUUUGUUUGGUUUUUUUAAUGACCACAGGGAAAAUUAGUUAAACUACUUCGUAGUACAGCCCUCAGGUCUCUGCAACGUGCACAAUAAGCAAUAAUUUGUCACUGUGAGGCAUAGAGCAAUAACACACUUUUGAGAUAACAAGGUUUGUGAAGUUUGCCAACACUUUUUUCAGUAAAGGAUAAAGGAUUACAGCCUGUCAGCUUGUUCAAGGAUCAGAAGAUGCAAAUUAUCACCGUCCACUAAGAUGCACUGUGACCUCAGAUUUUAACACAAUCUGAAAAAAACACAAACAGAAAAAUCAAGUUGCAGCUGAUGUGUUCAUUCAGUGAAGAAUGAUUUGGAUACAGUGAGCUCAACAUAUAUUUUAGACACUGACACGGUUUCUGUUAUUUUAGCUGUGUGGGUAGGAAGAUUUUAUGUUACGUACAGUUAUGAGUUUGAUGUAGACGUGGAUUUAGAGAUUUAAUUUGGGGGUUGAACAAAAAUAUUGCUUUAAUCAUUUACAAAUUCUUGCAAUAAUUAUAUGUUGUCCGUCAUCUUGAGGGGCUCAAUUAUAAUUGCACUAAAGCCAUUUCAUUGAUAUGUGUGUGCUUUUUCUUUUCUUUUUUUUAAUUCUAUUAAUUCUUCAUACAUCAAGCAGGUAAAUGUUUGAGGGGUGUUCAGAAGGUGGCACUUGCAUUUUAAGCUGCUGCUGAAAAUCUACAACAUGCAGUCAAAGAUGCUACCAGUGAAAAUGAAUUAGUGAUUUUUACAUUGUUAAAACAUUAGAAAGUCAUUAAAGAGACAGUGAGAACAUUAGAAGGUCAAAUUCAGAGAAAAGAGAGAAAACAGUGGUGAGGUCUGCAAGAUAGACCUACACAUGGAAGAGGAUGGUUUCUGUGGCUGAAGAAGACUAUCCAGAAGCUGGGCAUGUGAUUAUCCAAGUCUAUCAUAAAGAUAAGUGGCUGCAAAGUGCAGUGGUUUACACAUUCACUUAAUGAUUGAAAGGAUCCUGGUUUGAAUCCAGCCAGAGACAUAAAUCCCUUCAGGGUUUGUCUGGCAUGAAACUUUCCCACAUCAAACAUGCUGAGGAUCCUGCUGUGGUGAACCCUUGUCACAAUGGAGUAGCCAAAAGUAGUUUCUUCUUAUUCUUCUGUCAUAAAAAGAAGAUAAAAGCUGGUUAAAACACAUUCCUUAGCCUCAAGAAAAGAACGUUUAGAUUAGAUUUUGCCAAAAACCAUCAACAGAUAAAACUGAGCUCCUACCUUACCAGAAGGACAGGUAUAAAAAACGAUGGAAAACUCAUGAUCAGAAGAAAAUAACAAUACCUGAAAAACAAUGUGCAAAGCUAUACUUUCUGCACAGGUUCAGUGAAAUGCAGCAAAGCUGGUGGACAAUAACCUGGAGCAAUCACAGGGGUUUUGCAUAAGUACUCACCAGGCUUAUGCUUUACACUCGCUAAAGACCAACAAAAAAGUCACAAAUCAAGACAGCUGCAGUAAAGCAUCACAACGGAGGAAAAUCAGUGGUGAUAUCACUGGGUUCAGGUAACCAUUUACUGCAAGAAUUCUCAAUGAAGUAUAAAAAUAAGGAUUUUAUUUAUUAUUUAUUGUCUUCAAUUAGAUUUCAUUUCUUGAUAAAAGUGGACUAUGCAUGAAAAUGGCUCUUUAUCAGCAGUUAAUGCUGUGUUUUUGUCCAUCCCCUUAAAUUUAAGUUACAAAUCUGUAAGUCUGGGUUCAUCAUAGUAUUGUCUUUAAUAUGAUUUAAUAAUCAACUUAAAUAACAUCAAAUUAUGUCAGUGUCCAAAAAUAUUUGCAUCUAACUGUAAAAAUGAUUCUUAUUAUCUGUCUCUAGUGGCAAUCCACGUCAUAUUUUUUUUAUAUUAUUUACAUUAUUUAUGCACAUUUGUUUUUAUAUUAACCUGUAAUUUGUUGAUACAGGUUAUUACAGGAUUGUUGUUUUUUAUUACCUGUAAUUUGUUAUUAAUUUGUUAUUACAUAAGUCUAAGUGAACUUCUAAGCAACAAAUUACUUCUACAUUUUGGUUUGAUGUAUCAGCUUGUUCCCACAACACUCUCUGUAUUUGUGGAAUAUGUACAAUCACCAUGUAGUUUAUUUGAUGGAAACAUUUUUGAAGCCUUUUAAUUGCAUGCAUUAUGUACUUAACAUCAAUACCUUUCUAACAUGGCACAGAGGUUUUUUACAGGGCUUUGCAAAAACAAAAAUUAAUAAUAGUAAUAAUAAUAAUGAUAAUAAUAAUAAAUAAGUAAACUUUUGCAGUGGCGAGCUAGUUUGAUAUAGUAGCUUCCUGUCCUGCUGUUCUGGAAUACUGAUUGUGAGAAAAACAAUUUUGGUGGAUUCAUUGCAUAUUUAAAAUAAAUUUGCCACCCUGAUUGUAAAGGUAACAGUCUUCUUGUGUAUUUUAAGCCACACAGUCUGCAAAAGAUUAUUAAACCACAUAUU
Messenger RNA from Pelmatolapia mariae (spotted tilapia), 5977 nucleotides. RefSeq names its product sodium- and chloride-dependent GABA transporter 2-like. Gene Ontology annotation, molecular function: gamma-aminobutyric acid:sodium:chloride symporter activity. The transcript is spliced from 15 exons. Gene Ontology annotation, biological process: sodium ion transmembrane transport. The record is from RefSeq and is a predicted model, not a curated record. Gene Ontology annotation, cellular component: plasma membrane. NCBI's taxonomy places the organism in Eukaryota, Metazoa, Chordata, Actinopteri, Cichliformes, Cichlidae. Bases 271 to 2121 code for a protein of 616 amino acids.